AUAAGAUAAGAAAGAGGAGCCAAAGAUAAAAACGAAGCUCCGGGUCGGUAUUCGAAAUUGAAGGUCGGCUAGCAGCAAAGGAAGAAUCAGGAGGUGCCCCGACAACUGAUUGAGUGUGGGAGUGAAGUUUUAGUGACAAUUUCGACGGUGUAGGAGAGAGAGACAUAGAACAUGGAGACGAAUUAGAUCCACCCGACUAAAUAUCCUAAACCUAACCAGCGCCUACAAUCGAUCUUCUAUCCUUCCCUUUUUUCUCCGAUCGACAUGAACUACAACUCUACAAGUCGAACCUUCAAUCCCGUGUUGCCUCUACCUCCGACUUGGUCCGGCUCCGCAGCUGCUGGCUAUACUCUGUGUCCGCCUCUACUGCUAUUGGCUCAGUCUGCCUCUGCUGCUUCCUCCGACUUCUUCCUCGGAUAUGCUUUGUUUCGGUUUUUUUUGUUUGUUUGUCAGAUUAUGCGUUGUUUCAAAGGGAAUCCUUUUAUUGUAAAAAAUAAAGGGAUUUCUUGGCACUCCAGUUUGGUAUUUAGAGGAAUUGAAGUCCGGCGCAUUGAAAGUUUCAAGCUAGUUGCCACCGUAGUCUUCGUAUGUGUUUUUUUUUUUCACAAACGACUCCUAUGUUCUUUUGAAGGAGCAACGUAUUUUGCAACUGCAAGGAAGCUUUAAGUGUAACGCCCCGUUCUAAGAGUAAUUAUUCAUGGAUCCCCGAGAUCAAGAGUAAGGGCGUUUCGGUCUUUUAUGGGCAAUGGGUUUUAUUCGAGAAGGUUUCGGGUCGGGGUGUGUUGCUAGAAGCGUAGGGCUUCUCGCCACCUUUUCGUGGAUAUAAAGUUCGUCGGAAACGGGCUUAGAAUAAAGGAGUUAUGGCACUUUGAAGAUAGUGUCAAUAAUGGUCCCUAAAGGAAAUAUUUGGCAAAGGGGUCCUAGGCAUGCAUGGAGUGCAUGCGUGUAAUUGGCUGGGUACGCCCAGCGUAAGCUAGGUUACGCCCAGCGUAGAGCGGUUAAAUGAACGCGGGUGUUGGGGGCGUACGCCCAUCGUACAGGAUGUACGCCCAGCAUACGUCCAGUGUCCAGAAACCCUAAUUUUAGGGCCAGCCACUAUAUAAGGAACAUUAUGGUUCCAACCCUAGCCCCCAUAUCUGCCCUCUUACUCUCAGAAACCCUAAGUAGCUGUUUUCUUCCAUGAUUGUGGAUAUUUGACCUUGGGGAGCUUGGUUUGGCAAAGGAGAGCCUAGGAGAAGAAAGAAAAAGUUGUCAAGGAAGGAGUUGGGUGGCUGGAGCUCGUAGAUCUGGGAAGGCAUCAUCUUCUGGAGCCCUUUUGAGUUGGGAGUCCCGAUGAGUCAGCGGUCAGAGAUUUGCAGGAUUUCGGCAGUUGCAAGGUACUUCAGGAGAUCGUGGCAAGGCGAAGGCGUGAUCGUACCGUUCCUCAUGUUUUAUGAUUUAUAUGAUAUGGUUCUGGGGGAUACUCUGAUGUUUAAACUAUUUUGAAAACGA
Messenger RNA from Lactuca virosa, 1491 nucleotides. NCBI's taxonomy places the organism in Eukaryota, Viridiplantae, Streptophyta, Magnoliopsida, Asterales, Asteraceae. The record is from the annotation of a GenBank genome assembly.